CUAUAACACAAUAGGAAUGGGUACUCAAAGGAACUUCAAGGUGGUACCAAAAGCUCCAGAACCACCUCGAAGAGUGAACCUUCAAGACUUGAGGAAAUGGAAGAAGGAAGGGAGAAAGAUUGUUAUGAUAACUGCAUAUGAUUAUCCUUCAGCUGUACAUGCAGAUCUUGCAGAAAUAGAUGUAGUGUUGGUUGGUGAUUCGGUUGCGAUGGUAGUUCUGGGUCACGAUACGACACAAAAGGUGACUUUGACCGAUAUGAUUCAUCAUUGUCGUGCUGUCGUUAAUGGUUGUAAGCGUCCACUUAUCGUUGGAGAUUUGCCUUUUGGAAGUUAUGAAAUUUCUUCAGACCAAGCCAUGUCGAGUGCUUAUAGAUUGGUCAAGGAAGGAUCUGUAGAUGCUGUGAAGUUGGAAGGAGGUAAGAAAGUAGCAGAAACUGUGCAUCGUAUUGUUCAAGGAGGAAUUGCUGUGAUGGGACAUGUUGGAUUGACUCCGGCAAGUGUGAGUGCUAUUGGUGGUUUUCGUUCCUUUGGAAGGAAUAGUAAAGAAGCAAAAGAUAUAUUGAAAGAUGCCAUUGCUUUAGAAGAAGCAGGUGCUUUUGCUAUUGUAUUAGAGUGUGUACCUGAAGUGGUUGCUAAACAUAUUACGGAGCUUUUAAAUAUUCCAACGAUUGGCAUUGGAGCCGGAAAAUACACUUCUGGACAAGUUUUAGUAUAUCACGAUAUGUGUGGAAUGUUACAACAUCCACAUCAUGCUAAAGUAACUCCCAAGUUUUGUAAGAAAUAUGCUCAAGUAGGAGAAGCUAUUCAAGAGGCGUUGGAAAACUAUCGUGAUGAAGUACGUAACGGAGAAUUUCCAAGUGAAACAUAUAGUCCAUAUCAUAUGCCAAAAGAAGAAUAUGAACAGUUUUUAGAAGAAAUUCAGUCGUUACAUCUCAUCGAAAGGAAUCACAAAUCACAAGAAAUUCAUUCCACCGAACAUUUAUAUGGCCAUUCCAAAUAGAAGAAGAUGGCAUUUGUUGCUUUUGCUAUAGGAAAGAAAAAGUUAUUCUUUCAUAGAAGAACUUGUAAAAGGUUAUCAUUAUUUUCAGUAAAUAUUCCAAAACGACCUUUGGUAGUACUUACUAGAGAACCUAGAAAGGAUGAAAAGCUUGCU
This is a messenger RNA of Galdieria sulphuraria, 1153 nucleotides long. RefSeq names its product 3-methyl-2-oxobutanoate hydroxymethyltransferase. NCBI's taxonomy places the organism in Eukaryota, Rhodophyta, Bangiophyceae, Galdieriales, Galdieriaceae. Gene Ontology annotation, molecular function: 3-methyl-2-oxobutanoate hydroxymethyltransferase activity; magnesium ion binding. The record is from RefSeq and is a predicted model, not a curated record. The transcript has 2 exons. Gene Ontology annotation, biological process: pantothenate biosynthetic process. The coding region runs from base 17 to 1000 and encodes 327 amino acids. Gene Ontology annotation, cellular component: mitochondrion.